Molecule: messenger RNA, 726 nt
Organism: Ornithorhynchus anatinus (platypus)
Lineage: Eukaryota; Metazoa; Chordata; Mammalia; Monotremata; Ornithorhynchidae
Product: keratin-associated protein 5-4-like
Exons: 3
Coding region: 1-726 (241 amino acids)
Source: RefSeq, a predicted model, not a curated record
AUGGGCUGCUCUGGAGGUUCUGGGGGCUGCGCGUCCAGCUGUGGGGGCUGUGGAGGCUGCGGCUGCUGCGGAGGCUGUGGUGGAGGCUGUGGAUCUGGGGGCUGUGUGCCUGUGUGCUGCACGACCUGCUGUGUGCCAGCGUGCUGCAGCUCCGGUUGUGGCAAAGGAGGCUGCGGAUCCUGUGGAGGCUGUAAAGGAGGCUGUGGAUCUUGCGGAGGCAGCAAAGGAGGCUGUGGAUCUUGCGGAGGUGGUAAAGGAGGCUGUGGUUCAACCUGCUGUGUGCCAGCGUGCUGCAGCUCCGGCUGUGGCUCCUGUGGAGGCUCCAAAGGAGGCUGUGGAUCUUGCGGAGGUGGCAAAGGAGGCUGUGGCUCCUGUGGAGGCUGCGGUUCAUGCGGAGGCGGCAAAGGAGGCUGUGGCUCAUGCGGAGGCUGUGGUUCCUGCUGCCAGUCCAGCUGCUGUGUGCCCUGCUGCUCCCAGACCUGCUGCUGUGUGCCCUGCUGUAAGCCCACCUGCUGCCAGACCAGCUGCUGCGUGCCCUGCUGUGCCCAGACCAGCUGUUGUGUGCCCGCCUGCUGCCAGUCUGGCUGCUGUGUGCCCUGCUGUGCCCAGACCAGCUGCUGUAAGCCCUCCUGCUGCCAGACCGGCUGCUGCGUGCCCUGCUGUAAGCCCCCCUGCUGUGCCCAGGCCAGCUGCGCUCAGCCCCUCUGCUGCCAGUGUAAGAUCUAA